AAGGCAGAGGGGUGGGGAUCUUGGGUGGGCUGCCCCCUCCCGCUCUGACCCGUUCCACACCCCGCGGAAAGCAGACUGCCAGUUGAAUCAUUCCCCUUUCAGGAGGGAAGGGGGAUAAAGGUAACUAGCCCUUUUCUGCUUGAAAAAGCAAAGGGAAGUCGUGGGCAGCUUUGCAGCCGCUCCGUCCCACUCCUGGACCAUGCACCUCUGCAUCUUUCUGCUCGGCCACAGGCGAGGACUUGAUUUCUUGAGCUGAGAGCUAAACCUUGGUGACUUUUCUUCUCCCCAACAACCGAAUCAUGCCAUGUGCCCAGAGGAGCUGGCUUGCAAACCUCUCCAUUGUAGCGCACCUCCUUAACUUUGGGGCCCUUUGCUAUGGGAGACAAGCUCAGCCAGGCCCGGUGCACUUCCCGGACAGGAGGCAAGAGCAUUUUAUCAAGGCCCUGCCUGAAUACCACGUGGUGGCCCCCGUCCGGGUAGAUGCCAGUGGGCAUUUUCAGUCCUAUGGCUUGCACCAUCCCGUCAGCAGCAACAACAGGAGGAAGAGAGACUUGGAUGGCCCAGAGGAGCGGGUGUACUACAGAAUUUCACACGAGGAGAAGGACCUGUUCUUUAACUUGUCCGUCAAUCAGGGAUUUCUUUCCAAAAGCUAUAUCUUGGAGCGGAGAUACGGGAACCUUUCCCAUGUGAAGAUGGUGGCUUCCUCGGCACCCCCCUGCCAUCUCCGGGGCACAGUGCUGCAACGGGGCACCAGGAUCGGGACCGCGGCCCUCAGCGCCUGCCAGGGACUGACUGGGUUUUUCCAUCUACCACAUGGAGACUUCUUCAUUGAGCCCAUCAAAAAGCAUCCCGUGGCUGAGGGAGAGUACCACCCACACAUCAUUUACAGGAAGCCAAGGCAGAGAGCUCCAGAGCAGGAGGAACAAGCCUGCGGAUUAAAGGACAGUCUUGCCACCUCCCAGAAGGUGGAGCUACAGCGAGAGAGGUGGGAGAGGAACCACUGGCCCAGCAGAGGCCUGUCUCGGCGUUCCAUCAGCAAAGAGCGAUGGGUGGAGACGCUGGUGGUGGCCGACACGAAGAUGAUUGAGUAUCAUGGGAGCGACAGCGUGGAGUCCUAUAUCCUCACCAUCAUGAACAUGGUCACUGGGUUGUUCCACAACCCAAGCAUUGGCAAUGCAAUUCACAUUGUUGUGGUUCGGCUCAUUCUACUUGAAGAAGAAGAGCAAGGAUUAAAAAUCGUCCACCAUGCGGAGAAGACACUGUCCAGCUUCUGUAAGUGGCAGAAAAGCAUCAAUCUGAAGAGUGACCUCAACCCAGCCCAUCAUGAUGUGGCUGUCCUCCUCACCAGAAAAGACAUCUGUGCUGGUGUCAAUCGCCCCUGUGAGACUUUGGGUCUGUCUCACCUGUCGGGAAUGUGCCAACCUCACCGGAGUUGUAACAUCAAUGAAGACUCUGGACUCCCUCUGGCUUUCACAAUUGCCCAUGAGCUCGGACACAGCUUCGGCAUCCAGCAUGACGGGAAGGAGAAUGACUGUGAGCCCGUGGGCAGGCACCCAUACAUCAUGUCCCGCCAGCUCCAGUACAACCCCACCCCACUGACGUGGUCCAAGUGCAGCAAGGAGUACAUCACCCGCUUCCUGGACCGGGGCUGGGGGUUUUGUCUUGAUGACAUCCCCCAAAAGAAAGGCUUGAAGUCCAAGGUCAUUGCCCCUGGAGUGAUCUAUGAUGUCCACCAUCAAUGCCAACUGCAGUAUGGCCCCAAUGCCACCUUCUGCCAGGAAGUAGAAAAUGUCUGUCAGACCCUGUGGUGCUCAGUGAAAGGCUUUUGUCGCUCUAAGCUGGAUGCCGCUGCAGAUGGGACCCGAUGUGGUGAGAAGAAGUGGUGUAUGGCUGGCAAGUGUAUCACAGUGGGGAAGAAACCAGAGAGCAUUCCUGGGGGCUGGGGCCGCUGGUCACCCUGGUCCCACUGUUCCAGGACCUGUGGGGCCGGAGCCCAGAGUGCAGAGAGGCUCUGCAACAAUCCUGAACCCAAGUUUGGCGGGAAGUACUGCACCGGGGAAAGGAAGCGCUACCGUUUGUGCAACGUCCACCCCUGCCGCCCGGACACGCCCACCUUCCGGCAGAUGCAGUGCAGUGAGUUUGACACCGUUCCCUACAAGAACGAAUUCUACCGCUGGUUUCCAGUUUUUAAUCCAGCACAUCCUUGUGAGCUCUACUGCCGACCCAUAGAUGGCCAGUUUUCCGAGAAAAUGCUGGAUGCUGUCAUUGAUGGUACCCCUUGCUUUGAAGGUGGCAACAGCAGAAAUGUCUGUAUUAAUGGCAUAUGUAAGAUGGUCGGCUGUGACUACGAAAUCGGCUCCAAUGCCACGGAGGAUCGCUGCGGGGUGUGCCUUGGGGAUGGCUCUGCCUGCCAGACCGUGAAGAAGAUGUUUAAACAGAAAGAAGGAUCUGGUUAUGUGGACAUCGGACUGAUUCCAAAAGGAGCAAGGGACAUACGGGUAAUGGAGGUUGAGGGAGCUGGAAACUUUUUGGCCAUCAGGAGUGAAGACCCCCAAAAAUAUUACCUCAAUGGAGGAUUCAUUAUCCAGUGGAAUGGGAACUACAAGCUGGCGGGGACCACCUUCCAAUAUGACAGGAAAGGAGACCUGGAGAGACUGAUGGCCACAGGUCCCACCAAUGAGUCGGUGUGGAUCCAGCUGCUGUUCCAGGUGACUAACCCCGGCAUCAAGUAUGAGUACACAAUCCGGAAAGAUGGCCUUGCCAACGACGUGGAAAAACUGGGGUAUUCCUGGCAGUAUGGCCGUUGGACUGAGUGCAGUGUAACGUGUGGGACAGGUAUUCGCCGCCAGACUGCCCAUUGCGUGAAGAAGGGCCACGGGAUGGUGAAAGCUACUUUUUGUGACCCAGAAACACAGCCCAAUGGGAAACAGAAGAAGUGCCAUGAAAAGGAUUGUCCGCCCAGGUGGUGGGCCGGGGAGUGGGAAGCAUGCUCAGCAACGUGUGGGCCCCACGGAGAGAAGAGGCGGACGGUGUUGUGCAUCCAGACCAUGGGCUCUGAUGAGCAGGCUCUCUCGGCUAAAGACUGCCAGCACCUGCUGAGGCCCAAGACCCUCACUUCCUGCAACAGAGACAUCUUGUGUCCAUCAGACUGGACAGUAGGCAACUGGAGUGAGUGUUCUGUUUCCUGCGGCGGUGGGGUGCGGAUCCGCAGCGUCAUGUGUGCCAAGAACCAUGACGAACCUUGCGAUGCGACAAGGAAACCCAACAGCCGAGCUCUUUGUGGCCUCCAGCAAUGCCCUUCUGUCCGAAGGGUUCUGAAACCCCACAAAGGCAUGAUUCCCAGUGGGAAAAAGCUCCCAACAUCUGAGCCGGACCCCCUGAAGCCCAUCCUUCCAACUCCAUUCAGUCCCAGAACGCUGAGCACACCCACGGUGCCCGGGCCUGUGAGCACAAGCGCUCGGGCCGUCAGCAGCCCCGGUCCUACCACGGCCCCCGCACAAGGAGACCUGGAUGCCAAACGGUGUCAGAACAGUUCACGCCAAACUGAACCGGGCUCCAAUUAUGUCCUUUCCACCGGAAGUACUUCCCAGCCCAUCCUCACUUCCUGGGCUUUGAGUACCCAGCCAAAUGAAGAGAAUGUUCCCAAUUCAGACACUGCUCCUACCUCACAGGGAGACCUUUUCACCACGACAGUGACUGGUGCUGAUUUGCCGUCUUCCGGCAAGCCUGUGACGUGGCAGGUGACUCCAUUUUACGAUACCUUGACCAAAGAGCCAGGGAUAGAGAUUCAUAGUGGCUCAGGGGAAGACAGCGAACAGUCUGAGAACAAAAAUGAAAACAAGUCCGUAACAUGGACUAAAAUCAGAGUAGCCGGAAAUGAUGCUUCCGUGGUGAGAAGUACGGAAAUGCCCUUUGGGCCUCCACCAACACCUUAUCUCUGGGCACCCUUCAGCACAGCGAUGGAAGGUCUGCUGCCCAGCCCAAGUCCUGCUACUCUCAAAAAUGGUGCGCCUGGCGCUGAGGGGAUGGCCACUGAAAAGCCAGCGAACACUCCAUUCCCUCUGGGAGGAGACCGCCGGCCAGCACCGACAGAACACGCGGUCCGCCAUAACCCUCCAGAACUUCCAAGCAAUGCCAAUCUAACGCAGGGUUCUGGACUGGUCCUGACCGAGGAAGAUGAAACAAGUCUGAUCGCUGAGGGGUUUUUGCUCAAUGCUUCGGAUUACAAGGAGCUCUCAACAGGCGGCGGCUCCGCAUACUGGAUUGUUGGAAACUGGAGUGAGUGCUCCACCAGCUGUGGGCUGGGGGCCUACUGGCGAAGCGUGGACUGUAGCACCGGGACGGAUUCUGACUGUGCCACCGUCCAGAAGCCCGACCCCGCUAAGAGGUGCCACCUCCGUCCUUGUACCAGCUGGAGAGUAGGGGUGUGGAGCAAGUGUUCCAGAAACUGCAGCGGGGGCUUCCAGAUCCGGGAGAUUCAGUGUGUGGACAGCCGGGACCACCGCAACCUGAGGCCGUUUCACUGCCAGUUCCUGGCUGGCAUUCGUCCCCCGCUGAGCAUGAGCUGCAACAUGGAGCCCUGUGAGGAGUGGCACGUGGAGCCCUGGAGCCAGUGUUCCAGGUCCUGUGGAGGCGGAGUUCAGGAGAGAGCCGUGACUUGUCCGGGAGGUCUCUGUGACUGGUCGGAAAGGCCCACGCCCACGGCGCCCUGCAACAGCCACCCCUGUUGUCAUUGGGCCACUGGGGACUGGGACCUGUGCACCGCUUCCUGUGGGGGUGGCUUUCAGAAGAGGACCGUCCUUUGCGUCUCCUCAGAGGACAAUACGACUGAAGACCGAUGCCUGUGUGAUCACGAAUCCAGACCUGCAGAAUUCCGAAAAUGCAGCCAGCAGGCCUGCAAGAAGAGUGAUGAUUUACUUUGCACCAAGGACAACUUAUCAGCCAGUUUCUGCCAAACACUAAAAACCAUGAAGAAAUGUUCUGUGCCCACUGUGAGGGCUCAGUGCUGCCUCUCAUGUUCCCAGACACACAUCGUCCACACCCGAAGGCCAAGAAAGCCACAGUUGCUCAAAAACCCCAAAGCAUUCUAAGUCCAGAAGGAAGCCACCCCCCACCACAGACUGCAGCAGCCCGGGGACUGACUCGACUGCAUUCUAGCCCCAGGAAACCACUUCACUGAGGUUUUCCAGUCCAACUUUGGCUCAAAACAAAAUCCCCUGUGUUUUAUUAGCCACUAAAUGCCCUUGCAAAAGGCAUGGGACUGUAAUGUUUGCUGCUCCCUGACAGGUGAGAUAUCCAAGAGGUUCAGGCAUCUCCUGGGAUGUGCUCUUGGGAAAGGUGCCAAAUUAGGUAAGUCAGUGACAUGAUGUCUUUUCCCCCCUUGAAAGUAAAAACGAAGACACCAGAUUUUUCCCAGACUACCUCAGGAGUAUCAGGAAAUAGAACCACAUGCAUCCAGGGAGCAGUCUUGUUGAUUUACCUUGGUGAAAUCAUCCUUUUUUUCCCUCCCUGCUUGGGGAAGCUGCUGUUCAAUAUGUCAUGGGAGAGAUUUCAGAAACAUUCCUUUAAUUCACCCAGGCAGAGGGCCACUUUCUUUAGCCAGUACUCAGCUGGGGCAGGGAGAGACAGUGUUGGCUAUUAUCACUCAGCCCCCGUAGACUCGGUAUCUGGGCUCUUUAGACUCCUGUGCCUGCCUGGAGACAUGAGAAAUGAGAGGAAAUGGUCAGAAACUGUAGGAUUUAGCAAAGGUAAGGGAUUUAGCUUAAUUCUAGGGAAGACGUUUCUGACUCAAGGAUAAUUUCUAUGAAAACUCUUAAAAAGGAAAUGAACAGAAAUCAAUUUCUUGCCGGUGUAAGAAAAGAAACAUGGACCUUUAUACUUCCUACUUUCCUGGCCAAUACCUUUCCUUUGGGGAAGAGCUGAUGAGUCUUCCCGUCUGACUUCCUCUCCAGUGUGUUCCCUGCCUGAGUCAUCAACUCAGAGGUCCAACUGUCUUUCCACUGCUGGGGGUUCCUGCACAAGAGCUGCCAUAGCCAGGUCCGUGGGGGCGACACCCCCCCACUUACCCCAAGGACAGAAGAUGGAGCUCAAGAUCAAAAUAUUUCAGAGGACCAGGUCAACUGUAUUAAGUACAAGAACUGAUACAAACUUCUAGUCUUGAGGGAAAAAACCCACAACUCAAAGUGAGGUUAAACAUGACCCCCAUACACCCAAUAGUUACUUUGGAAGGUCUGUUCCUUGAUCUAUUCUCCAAGUCAGGAGAGUCCAAAACAGUGAAAUGAACGUGAAAAUGCUUAUUCUGGAUGUUCUCACCACCCAUCAGGAGGCUGUGGUCUCAAAUACAAGGCAACUUUCCUAGUUUGUAAGGGGAGGCAUUUACAUGAUCUGAACCCAGAGAGUGAGGACGGGUGGGUGGGUGGGGGCCUCUUGACAGAGGGGAAGGCAGGGAUGGGGCCUUCACGUUGUGAGCAGCAGCGUCGUGCAGACUUGUGCACAGGUAGAGGGCAGUUGCUAUUCCCCAUGGAGCACAGUGUGCCCUAGCUCCCUUGAAUUACCCAUCCGUUCAGCAGAAUGGUGCUCUCGAAAAACGGUGCUAGUAUCUAGAAGGUGGCAGGACUAAUAUAAACACACAGAUAGAUGUACCAGCGGGCAAGUCCAUCCGCAUCUGUUAAACGUGUAAUGGUGUUGCUGGCCAAUGCCAGUUCUAUUGCUUGGACACUAGAAGCUUAACGUUGUUAUAUGAUGUGCUUUGUAUUUUUUUUUUCAAGCCACUAAUGUGUAUUAUUCUGAUAAACUCCUGUAGAAAAUAAAACACUAGGGCUGGGAUGGAACUUAAGAAAGAAGAGAAACAGGAUGAAAACAGACAUGUUUACCUGAAGCCAGGGAGUUUAUUUCUCGAUGAUGACGUUCUUGUAUUCUCUGUCUUUAAAGGCAAACAUUGCUGGCUGAUGAUAUAAUCUCUGGUGAAAUGACAGUUUUAGAGAGGAGAGGCUUAAAUGGUUAGUGAUGUGAGUGGUAGAGGAGAAUCUGGUUUUUUCUAAUGAGGCAGUUCACUAAGACUGUUCCUGGAGUGGAGUGUGGGCUUUCGGGGGGCUGAAUGUCGUCACUGGGGCUGAGUUAUUUCACCUGGUACUGUACUAGCUAUCAGAGGCUUAUGCAUGUCAUCAGAGACCUGGAUAUGACCAGUCUUUCAAAACUCAGGAAUAAACCCAGAUCCCUACUGACCUCAGCAAACUCAGCUAGGCCAGAUUUCCCAAUACACAAAGUGGGCCACGUUAUUUAUGACCCACGUGGUGAAGAAGAUGAUAGACAUGUGGGGAGGGUCUGCCCAGAUACUCCAUUCUAGGCCUUUCUCCAGUUUCUCAAAGACAAGAAAUUAGCCCCUAAUCAUGCAUCUCACACAUUCCCUUCCUGUGUGGAGGCUGCGUUGUGGGAUAGUUGUGUGGCAUCCAUUAUUCUGGACUCCAGGAUAGAAACAGCCCUUGUUGUUAGAGUCAUCUGACACAGUCGUUACCUUGACAAUCACUCAGCUUUGGAUCAUCAGGCUUUUGACAGGUCCCUGUGUUUGCGAUCAGAGAGGGGAGACUCUGAAGACAAGAACCUAGACAGUGUCUUCACCAUUUCUUCAGAGCUCACAGGGGACAACACGAAAGCAGCAUCAUUGGUUUAUUUAACACACGUCCUCUUUUCUUCCCACCUUGAACAAGCAAGUGAGAGGUGUAGCAAGACACACUGGAUACCCAUCUACCAUGAACCAGAGAGGCCACCGCAGGGUCUGGUGCUUAAAUGCAGCAAGGUUCUCGAACCCAUGUUGGUUUACAUUGCCUUUCACAUGGUAGAGUUCGCUGUUCUCUGAAAAGUUGUGGGUUAAUUUAAUUCUUGAAUAUUGAAACAUAAUUUAGUGCACCAUGAGAAAACAGUAUUUCAAGAGACUAGUGAAUACUUUUCUAAAAAGGGAAAUCAUUUCGUGGAUACUACAAUUGCCUCUUUGUGGGAAUGACUUGUUGGAUGAUGGGCUUUCUUGGUGCAUGCGUCCCAAUGUGGUGCUUUCAGAUAUUUAGGGAAUGUUUUUGAUAGAUUUCAUCAAGUUUCUGAAGCAAAUUUGAGAGAUUUAUAUUGUUUCAGACUAUCAUUUCCCAAUCAAUUGGCUUAAAUCCUUCAAACUCUAAGAGCUACACAUUGCUACCCCAGAGAUUGCAGGUCUUAGCUCUUCUCCCUCUGACUUUAGGUUGAAGCCAGGGGACAGUGUAUCUGGUGCUCAGUGCACAGCAAUUCACUUUCAGGGGAGAAACCACAUGACAUGAAUUGCCUGGUGCUAUAACUUAGCCAACAUAUUUGAUGCUACUCCUGUUUUGUUGUAUUGCAAAUUCAAAUAUUGUUAUUAUUAGUAUUAUUAUUUUAAAUUAUACCAUUUAAAAAAAACCACAUAGUUGGCAAAGCACAGUUCUACCUAUGACUGUCCUCCAAAGUGGUUGUAUAAUGUAUAUGGCCCAACCCAUUUGCUCUCCCUGCAUCUCUGUGCUGUGCUGGCCAGGCCCAGCCUCCUUAAGGGGUCCCUUGGUGGGUACCUCAGUACUUAAAACCAGAUUGUAAUCAUAGCCUGCCUUUGGGUGGUAUUAAUAAAUGGCUAAA
Molecule: messenger RNA, 8631 nt
Organism: Mirounga angustirostris (Northern elephant seal)
Lineage: Eukaryota; Metazoa; Chordata; Mammalia; Carnivora; Phocidae
Gene: ADAMTS12
Product: ADAM metallopeptidase with thrombospondin type 1 motif 12
Exons: 24
Coding region: 300-5090 (1596 amino acids)
Biological process (GO): proteolysis; extracellular matrix organization
Molecular function (GO): metalloendopeptidase activity
Source: RefSeq, a predicted model, not a curated record